AUUCUACUUCCGGUCUGGGGAAUUUAACCGUGGAGGCGCCUUCCGUUUCCGGUCUGUGCCCUUGUCUGUCCGUGUCCCCGGCUCGCUGCCCGGGGCAGGAUGUUAGCAGCAGCGCUGGGUCUGGCCCGGGCUGGCCUUAGAGCUGCUGCACGCCCGGCAGUGCUGUUGCAACAAGCUUGUUUUGAAGGGAGCUCCACAACAGAGACCCAUCCUACUGUUCGACCAAAGGAUGAAGUGGCCCAGAACCAGCUAUGUGCUUUUGGAGAGUAUGUGGCUGAAAUUCUGCCCAAGUAUAUCCAGCAAGUCCAGGUGACCUGUUUCAAUGAAUUGGAGAUAUUUAUCCAUCCUGAUGGGGUUGUUCCAAUUCUGACUUUUCUUCGAGAUCACACCAAUGCCCAAUUUAAAUCCCUGGCUGAUUUGACUGCUAUUGAUGUCCCAACUCGACAGUAUCGUUUUGAGAUUGUUUAUAAUCUCCUGUCUCUGCGCUUCAAUUCUCGGAUCCGGGUGAAGACGUACACAGAUGAGCUGACACCUGUCGAUUCAGCAGUGUCAGUGCACCAGGCAGCAAACUGGUAUGAAAGAGAGGUUUGGGACAUGUAUGGAGUCUUCUUUGCCAACCACCCUGACCUGAGGCGAAUUCUAACAGACUAUGGGUUUGAGGGCCACCCAUUUCGGAAGGACUUUCCACUCUCCGGAUAUGUAGAGGUGCGGUAUGAUGAUGAGGUGAAACGGGUGGUGGCAGAGCCUGUGGAGCUGGCUCAGGAGUUCCGCAAAUUCGAUCUGAACAGUCCCUGGGAGACGUUUCCUGCCUAUCGCACAGCUCCAGAGACCCUGAAACUAGAAGCAGGAGACAAGAAAGGAGAUGCAAAAUAGCAGCAGGACCAAGAGGAUGCUGGGAACUUCCUGUGUGGCACUGACCUUCCUGUUCUACCUUCAUAUUUAUAUGAAUAAAACCUGACAUGAGA
This is a messenger RNA of Caretta caretta (loggerhead turtle), 965 nucleotides long. RefSeq names its product NADH:ubiquinone oxidoreductase core subunit S3 (gene NDUFS3). Gene Ontology annotation, cellular component: respiratory chain complex I. The record is from RefSeq and is a predicted model, not a curated record. Gene Ontology annotation, molecular function: NADH dehydrogenase (ubiquinone) activity. NCBI's taxonomy places the organism in Eukaryota, Metazoa, Chordata, Testudines, Cheloniidae.